GCAGGAAGUGACAGUGGUCAAUAGUGAACUUGCACGUUCCGGGAACUGCGUCGUGCAAGCCACGCACAGCCACUUCCAUCAGUGUCUCGGGAGAAGUGGAGUGAGCGGCACUGCAACACGCGCAGGGAUUUUUCUGCUAUAAAAGAAAACAACAGCGGAAGUGAAAGUUGCUUUAAGAUUAAAACAGAUUCUGGUGAAGAACACGGAGAAAGCUUUGUAUUUUAUUUAUAUGUCUGCAUACUAUAUACACCUUUCGGCGCCAGGAAUUGUAACUAUCUAAUCUAAAGGGAAGUGAGUAUGACUCAAGCGUGAAUUAAAAACUUUCUGUAAGUGACUGAUAAUCUUUCUAGGAACCUUGGCGCAGCAUGUGAAAGAAUAGGUGAUGCUUGAGGAAGAUUUUCUCUGGCGGCAUGGAAGCCACUCUCCUCUGAUGCAGAAGCUAUGUACCUUCUCUUUACUGAAAAAAGACGGCAUAUAUGAGUCUAUUUGUCGCUGUAGCCCGUAUUAGAGAAUUCAAAGGUCUACCAAGAAAAGACACAUGAUAUAACGUCAGUUCGCCAAUCCGCCCUUCUCCAAGCUGGACGUUUCGCUUAAAAUAAACGACAGAAGAACGAAGAUAUCACCAGAAAAGAAGGUCAAUGGGAAGGUCCUGGCGCCCCCCGGAACGAAGGAGUUCGACGGUCCGCUGGAAAACCGCUCCUGCCGAGAUGUGGUGUUCCUUAUUCUCUUCAUCGCUUGUGUCGUCGGCUCGAUUGCAUACCUGGCGUACGCUGGCACUACGGGAGACCCGGCGCGCCUCAUCCAUGGGCACGACAAGUACGGCAACGUCUGCGGCCGGAAGAAUCCGAAAUACUUCAAUCUGUCUCAGUCCGGCAAGGACUUCACAGGAAAGCCGUUCCUGAUGAUGGAUGUGGCUCUAGAAGUAGAUCCCGUCAACAUCGCUGCUGGCAAUAAGGAUGCCGGUAUAAGCAGUACCUCCACUUGUGUAGCCAAAUGUCCUAUGGACAGGUCUACUGCCUUUGGAUUUUACUGCCUGCCACUGUCCCUUUCGGACGCUGGGAACAAAACGGACCAAGUGCUGAAGACGCUCACAGGCACGAGUGGCACCGACUUCUUCAAAAAUGUUGGCCGCGACCUAAGAUCGUCUUGGCGUGAAAUCAUCUACAUGUGCCUUGUGGCCCUCGGCCUUUCCAUCGUCGUCACGGCUAUGCUCAGGUUCCUGGCUCCAGUAAUCGUAUGGAUCACAGUGGUUUUGAUCAUUGUGGCAUCAGUGGCCGUCACAGUUUUCCUUUGGGUCUCAUGGCACAUGCGACAGCAAGCAGUGCAGCGAACAGAGAACAACAAUGACUCCAUGUCAGAAUACGAGAAGGACGUCCUAAAGAGGUCUGUCACCAAUUUUCUUAUCAUGGCCAUCGUGUCUACAAUAUUCACGGUAUUAACCAUAGUGUUGUUAGUUGCAAUGAGAAAAAGGAUCAAGUUGGUCAUUGCACUCUUCAAAGAAGCAGGAAAGGCCAUUGCAGCAAUGCCCAUGAUCCUCCUGCAGCCAGUGUGG
Messenger RNA from Penaeus vannamei (Pacific white shrimp), 1552 nucleotides. The record is from RefSeq and is a predicted model, not a curated record. NCBI's taxonomy places the organism in Eukaryota, Metazoa, Arthropoda, Malacostraca, Decapoda, Penaeidae.